AGGUGCCACGACUGUGGUUUCGUUGUACUACAGCUAGAAGUGCUGGUUGCAGUAGUGCACAAGUAAUAGCUGUUGCUUUUCCUGUUGGGCUGAAGAUCAUUUUGCUAGAUUGUUAUUGUUUCUUGUUUGAUGGCAUCACUUUGUUGAAUUCGUAAAUUUCUUACGACCAGAAGCAGAAACAACCCAAAGUCAAACUCAAACUCACUCUCACAUGAUCAUACUUACUAAAUACUUACUUAGUUUAAUAUUUUCUUCCUCAGAAAUCACAAAAAAUGGGUAAGACACGUCCGACGCGAAGGAAGCUCGCGCAGUACUUUAACUGGAGGGUCAAAGUUGAGUGCGUGGACCGGAUUUGGACAGGGAUAUUGAUGGGCAUCGACAGACACUUGAACCUAGUCUUGCACAAAGCCGAUGAGACGAGAUAGUAAGAAGACUACUUAUUGUUUCCCUAAACCUGGAUCUACUUGUUCUCUGCUGUACUUGUUCUCUUUCAGAAAUAUUCUUUUCGUUUCUCAAAGAAAAGCAUCAUCAUUCAUUUUUUUUUUCUUCUGUCAACUAAGCUCAACAUUACAACUUGCUUUCUUUUUCCACAACAGUUACAAAGUGAAAGGCGAAUCGAGUUUGAAGGAGGUGAAGCGAGUGAUAGGCCUCAUAGUGCUUCGAGGUUGUGAGGUGGUGACAGUGACACCACAAGAGCAACAGGCAGAACGCAUUGUCUAUGUAAAAUCAGCAGCUGUCAAGAACAAAAAGGAAGUUGACCCGGCAAAAGCAGCCGCCGCCGCAGCGAAAAAGAAGCAACAACAGAAAGCACCCACAGCAAAAGCGGGAGCUGGUAGAUUUUUUUUUUCUCCAUAGGUGGAACUGUGUCUGUGCUAAGCUGCUUCAUCUUAUUUGGGCUUGCUCAAUAGCAUUCUUUCGAUUAGGGUAUUAAGAAGAUUUUGUGCUCUCAUCGCAAACAGUCAUUGGUGACUUCAAACCAUUCGAACUCUUGAACACAACAGCCCUCUCAACUGCCGCCGGUCCCGUGGGACAACAGGCUUUGAUGCAACAGCAAAUGCUAUUGAUGCAGCAGGGCAAGUCAAAAUCAGUAAUGCCAGGCGCCUUACCUGCUGGAGCUCCAGGAGGCCCACCGCCUAUGGCGUCUAUGGGAGGCAUGGGAGCACCCGGAGGAAUGCCAGGUAUGCCAGGAGCACCAGGGGGUAUGCCAGGUGGUAUGCCGGGAGGCAUGCCGGGAAUGCCAGGUGGUAUGCCGGGAAUGCCAGGUGGCAUGCCAGGAGGCUUCCCGGGUAUGCCAGGAGGCAUGCCAGGAGGCUUCCCAGGUAUGCCGACCGCACCAGGUGGUAUGCCAGGUGGUAUGCCAGGAAUGCCGCCAAUGCCAGGAAUGCCAGGUAUGCAUGGAGCAGGCGGAAUGCCAGGAGGUCCACCAGGAAUGGGAGGUCAAGGCAUGAUGAAUAUGAUGCAGAUGAUGCAACAAAAAGGGGGCUUUCCGGGAAAAGGCGGCCCAGGUGGAGGCCCUCCGAUGGGACAGUAAUUGAAAUUGCUUUCAUCUUCUAGGAUUUGAAACAGCAGCGAGCCGUGCAUCGCUCUCUUGUAUGGCAGAAAUAGUUUUUGGUUUGACACAUGGUGACGCACAGGCACACGCACACUUGUUUCAGUGGUCCUCAACAGUCCUCUAUCAAGUAUCCCAACAACACGAGGAACAACAUUUUCCAUCGGCGGACACAUAGAUAUCAUCCCAAGUGAUUAUACCACAAGAUUGUAUCCCAAGACCUCUACUCUACUUCUCGUAUUAUAAGUUUCACUGUAUCAAUAAAAUAAAUACGAGCAAGAGUUAU
Amoebophrya sp. A25 is the source of this 1835-nucleotide messenger RNA. The record is from the annotation of a GenBank genome assembly. NCBI's taxonomy places the organism in Eukaryota, Dinophyceae, Syndiniales, Amoebophryaceae.